UCUCCUGCUUUGGCAAUAAGAAAUCUGGACCUCUGCUCUUCUCCGGCGAACUCCGGCGAGACAAGAAGACGCCCAAAGAUGGGAUCUUUACCUCCACUGCCGAUGGAUGUUCCCAGAUCCUGCGUCAAGAUCGAUGCGGCAGAGCUCGGCCGCCUGUUCCAGGCGCAGCGUCUCCACAUGGAGCACUUUUUCGACCACCUCGACAUCGCUCAGGCGGCGGACUUCGCCCAGGCCCUCCUCGACGCACCCGGCGCCAUCUUUUUCUCCGGCGUCGGGAAGUCAGGCAUCGUCGCCCAAAAGCUCGCUCAGACCAUCGCCUCCCUCGGCUUUGCUCGUGCCGCCUUCCUCUCCCCCGUUGACGCCCUCCACGGAGAUCUCGGCGCCGUCUUCCCAGGGGACCUCCUCGUUCUCAUUUCUAAGUCCGGCGCCUCAGAGGAGCUUCUCGUCCUUGCCCCCUGCGCCCGUGCAAAGGGCGUGCGUCUCCUUUCCCUCACCUCCGCCAGCGUGGGCUCCGGCAAUCCCCUUGCAGAUCUCUGCGACGUCAAUGUGCACCUUCCCCUCCAGCGCGAGCUCUGCCCCUUCGGCCUUGCUCCAGUCACCUCGGCGUCGAUCCAGAUGGUGUUUGGGGACACUAUUGUUGCUGCCCUAAUGGCGGCCAGGCGUCUCACCAAAGAGCAGUAUGCUAGGAACCACCCUGCCGGAAAGAUUGGGAAAAGCCUCAUCUUCAAGGUGAGGGAUGUGAUGAAGAAGAAAGAAGAUCUUCCAUUGUGCAAGGAACAAGACAUGAUAAUGGAACAAUUAACAGAAUUAACAAGCAAAGGAUGUGGGUGUUUGCUUGUUGUUGAUGAGAUGCUUCAUCUGAUCGGGACCUUUACUGAUGGUGAUCUGCGGCGCACACUCAAGGCAUAUGGUGCAGCCAUCUUCAACCUCACGGUUGGCGAGAUGUGCAACAGGAACCCAAGAUCAAUCAGCCCAGAAGCUAUGGCUGUCGAGGCAAUGGAGAGGAUGGAAUCACCCCCUUCUGCCGUGCAAUUCUUACCCGUUGUCGAUGCCCGCAAUGUUGUGAUUGGUAUCAUCACCUUGCAUGGACUGGUUUCAGCAGGCUUGUGAUCUUAAUUCAUCAUGUUUUCAUCUGUUUGGUGUUACAUAGUGACUCAUUCUAUCAUUUGUGUUGUCGAAUAGCAUAUGGCAACACAUUGUCAAUUCCUAAUAUUUUGCUUUUUCCCUCCAUUCAUAUCAAUUUGUUUGCUGCCGGUGCUGGUGUAAUGCUAAUGUGGAAAUAAGAAAAAAACCAUCUUUGGCAAUC
Molecule: messenger RNA, 1306 nt
Organism: Zingiber officinale
Lineage: Eukaryota; Viridiplantae; Streptophyta; Magnoliopsida; Zingiberales; Zingiberaceae
Product: probable arabinose 5-phosphate isomerase
Exons: 3
Coding region: 79-1110 (343 amino acids)
Biological process (GO): carbohydrate metabolic process; carbohydrate derivative metabolic process
Molecular function (GO): isomerase activity; carbohydrate derivative binding
Source: RefSeq, a predicted model, not a curated record